GAGCGAGGCACUAAAUGCUUCUUAUUCAGUAAGGAGCUCAUUGAGGAGCCGGACCCUCCAGAGUCUCUGUCAGUGCGCACACUUCAGCCUCUGAUUCUCUGAAGAUAUAGGUCCACCUUCCGCUCACUGGCUUUUAUUUCCACAACAACCACUUUGGACUCCCCGGACUCUUUACAUCUACUUUUCUUUGACUUCUGUGGGCUGCACCGGGCUUUUCUCCCAGGCUCUGGUGUUUUCCUGGUGAUGACCUCACUGCUGUUUCCUGGCAACGCCCACGCUGCGAUGAAGGACCUCUCCUCUUCCUCCAAUCCUCUCAGCUCCCUGCUCCACUACCCGUCCUCCAAAACCUCUGUUGUGCCGUUCUCCCCAUCUGCCGGUGCUGCCACCUCGCCCGGGUCAACACUGUCGUCGGUGCCCCUCUCCAAACCACAGCCCUUCUGCCUCCAGACGGGGCCGCACCUCCUCGCCAGCAUGCAGCUGCAGAAGCUCAACUCGCACUACCAGAACCUCGCCGGAGCUUCUGCCGGACACCCAGCACCCGGUGGCGCUCAAAGGGGCUUCAGUGCCUCGCCUCUGAGCACGGGAAACCAGCUUCUCGGGCCGGCUGGAGGCCUCGGUGGAGGGGGGCUGGGCGUCGGCAUCAGCAUGGGGAACCAAAGCUCCGGCGCAGGUGGAAUAAUCGACUUUGACCCCGUGGACGAGGAGGUUCUCAUGUCACUGGUGGUAGAGCUCGGUUUGGACCGAGCCAACGAGCUGCCCGAGCUCUGGCUGGGUCAGAACGAGUUUGACUUCAUGUCAGACGUGCCGGCCGGGUGCUGACCUGUGAGAAAAGAAACCACUGAGAUCCGUAGGCAGCAGCGGAAUUGAUUGACAAAGAGAGCAACAACUUUCUCUCCUCUGUUUUGUUGUUCUCUUUCCUUCCUUUCUUGGUUGACAAAAUGAGGAAACGAAGGGGCGCUGAGCGAUUAAAAAGAAAGACACUAGAGGCAUUCUCUUGUUUCUAUUUUGCGUUCAUACUCAUGCAGACAGACUGAUAAAAGCAAAAAAAGACAGCUUGCUGUCCAACUUGUUUUGUUAAUGCGGAAAGAGAGCAAACUGUUUUUUGCUACAUACAAUCAGUGCAUUUAUCUUUUCUUGGAUGAAACUGGUGGUUGAAACCAACCUGACGGGAUUAAGAAGUCUUUGGUUUUCACUCAUCACACUCAGAUUUUUUCUCCAUUUCAUUUAAAGAAAACAAAAACAGAGCAGAAACGAGGACUCUUUCUGCC
Molecule: messenger RNA, 1268 nt
Organism: Etheostoma cragini (Arkansas darter)
Lineage: Eukaryota; Metazoa; Chordata; Actinopteri; Perciformes; Percidae
Gene: cited1
Product: Cbp/p300-interacting transactivator, with Glu/Asp-rich carboxy-terminal domain, 1
Exons: 2
Coding region: 244-819 (191 amino acids)
Biological process (GO): regulation of DNA-templated transcription
Cellular component (GO): nucleus
Source: RefSeq, a predicted model, not a curated record